CUCCUUCACUCUAUUGGAAUCACAUCACUCCUCUGACAAUCUGUACAAGCCCGCGGCAAAGUGAUGAAGAGAAUAAAAUAAAAUCCGAAAUCCCGUAUGCCCUAUUCCUACUGAUCAUAGCCUUCGACGAGGAUCUUAGUCGCGACUCGUAUACCUCAUUUGUUAUUAUGUUAAGAAAGACAGUCUUCCGAAUGACAAAGGCUGUAGCCUCCAAGUCCUAUCUCCAAAGUCUAGUUCAGGGAGAGUCAUUGACUGAGAACCUGCAAAUCUAUCGAUCAGAGACAUAUGACCUGUUAGAUCCUGGUGAAAGGAAGGGUUUCUUAAGGAUAUUUCUAGGCCUCAUUCAGUAUCUCAAUAUCAACACCAUCGACACGAGAGUUUAGAAUUUCUAUGGGGAUAUUUAAUUAUCUAUUUCCAG
Aspergillus wentii DTO 134E9 is the source of this 418-nucleotide messenger RNA. RefSeq lists its product as uncharacterized. The transcript is spliced from 2 exons. Bases 168 to 383 code for a protein of 71 amino acids. NCBI's taxonomy places the organism in Eukaryota, Fungi, Ascomycota, Eurotiomycetes, Eurotiales, Aspergillaceae. The record is from RefSeq and is a predicted model, not a curated record.